UCUAUUCCGUUUUUGUCUUCUCUUGUCUGCAGAUCUGCAGGGCAAUGGUCUCGCACAGUACAGCCGUGAAGGGGUUAAAGACUUCUCCCUGAUUUACACAGACACAGAUGAAGAUCAACUUCUGGUUGGCGCCAGAGAUACAUUAUUGCGACUAAGCCUGGACACAUUAUCAGAAAUAGAGAAAGCAGAGUGGAAGCCUAAUGAGAUAAACCAAGCCAUAUGCGAGAGCAAGGGCGAAUCACCAGAAGACUGCUGCAACUACAUCCGCGUUCUGCUUGUGCGCAAGAAUCAGGUGUUUGCAUGUGGAACCAAUGCUUUCAGCCCGCAGUGUACAUUCAGGGAGAAAAACAACCUUACAAAGAUUGUGGACCAGGUGUCCGGUAUCGCAAGAUGUCCCUACAACCCUCACCACAACACCACUGCCCUAUUCACAGAAGAUGGAGACCUCUAUACAGGGACCGUCAUGGACUUCAUGGCUAGAGACGCUGUGGUCUACAGGACCCUCGGUCCAUCGGCCCCUCUCAGAACGGCCCAACUCAACUCAAAGUGGCUCAACAAUCCCAACUUUGUAGCAUCCUACGAGAUUGGACCAUACGUGUACUUCUUCUUCCGUGAGACAGCCGUUGAAUUCAGCAACUGCGGACAGAUCAUCUACUCAAGAGUCGCCCGAGUAUGCAAGAGUGAUAAUGGAGGAAACUUCUUAUUGGAGGAGAACUGGACAACCUUCCGCAAGGCUCGUCUGAACUGCUCUAUCCCUGGCAAGAUUCCCUUCUCAUUCAAUGAAAUAGAAAGUACCUAUUAUGACAAUGAAACCGGGAUCAUCUACACAGUUUUCUCAACGCCAAGCAACAGCAUCCAUGGCUCAGCUGUCUGCGCAUUCACCUUGGAGGCAAUAAAUGAAGCCUUCUCGGGUCCAUUCACCUUUCAGCCCAACGCGGCAUCAGCGUGGAUCACCAAACCCAACUCAAGCCCAGAGGGUUGUAGUGAAGUGCAGAGCAGCCUGAUCAGACCUGGCCAGAUUGACCGAUACCUUGUGGAUGCCCAGAGGUAUCAGCUCAUGUACAAAUCUGUAGAACCGGUCAGCGGAAGACCUCUCUUUGUCCAUGGACAGAAAACAAGAUUGGAUAGGAUUGUCGUGGACACCGUGCAGGGAAGGGAUAAAGUCUACACCGUUAUCUUCGUCGGAACCGAGGAUGGAAAGAUCAAGAAGUUGGUGAACCUGGAGGGCAUGGACAAUGCCUGCAUUGUUGAAGAGCUCUGUGUCACACCUGAACACAAGUGUGACCCACUCAGGACAUUGAAAAUCAGCAAAAAGAAGAAUGCUCUCUAUGUUGGACUUCCAGAGGCUAUCGUCAAAGUGCCAGUCGAAAGGUGUCAUCAGUUCCCCACUCAAAUUGAGUGUGUGAAUGCCAGAGACCCAUACUGUGGAUGGCAUCAGCUUAGAUUAGAAUGCACUCCAUAUCCAGAAAAUCCUUUAGAUGUGGAGUUCUGGCUACAAGAGAUCACAGGAUGCCCAAUCAUGGAUAACGCAGUUGAUGGCAAGUUUGGUCAGUGGUCCAACUGGACCCAGUGCUCGGACCCACUAGGAGUGGAAGCCUGCAUGUGCCGCUACCGGGACUGCGACUCACCACAACCAGCGUGUGGGGGCACCACAUGCAUUGGGGAAUAUCAGCAAGUGAUCAACUGUACAGGUAGACCUAGUGGCCACAGCGGGCCAGGCACGGCGCUUGAGAAUUACAGGCCAGGUUUCUGGGGUGAAUGGAGUUUAUGGACAGAGUGCUCUGCUCCUUGUAAUGGAGGAAUCCAAUCUCGUGUUCGAGACUGUGUGAACGGGCAGGCCUGUGUGGGUGAUUCCACUCAAACACGGGAGUGCAACAAAGAGGCUUGCUCAGAGAUACGCAGACCGACUGACUGGACUCCUUGGUUGGUUCACAAUGUGUCUGAAGAUGGUCUACUUAUGCAACGCUUCAAGUACAUCUGUAGAGCUCAGGUACCCGAGAGGGACAUGGUAUCAGUCGGCAGGAUGAAAGGGCAGUUCAAGUUCUGUCCUUUCAGCAGUACCAACAAGAGAUGCUGGGGUGACAGUGAGAGCUUUGGUGGGUGGACCAUGUGGUCUCCAUGGUUACCAUGCAGCUCAUCAUGCGGCCAGGGUGUACAGGUCAGGCACCGUGCUUGUUUCCCUGAUAACGCUGAUUGUAACGGGCAGUACUACGAAAAACGAGAUUGCUUGACCUUUGUUCCCUGCCCAGUAAACGGAGGUUGGGGUUGCUGGGGUGAAUGGGGCGAGUGUUCAGCAAGCUGUGGUAAAGGUAUCAAGCAACGUUACCGUGAAUGUACCAGCCCUCUACCACUCAACGAAGGACAGGAUUGCGUAGGAAGGAACGUGGAGGAAGCCCCUUGUGAUGGAGUAGACUGUCUUAAACCAGAAGUAUUUGACUUACCCAACUGGCCCGGUAUAUCAGUCCGAACCGGUCAGCGUGACCCAUCAGGGGUAGCAGGAGGUGCUCCCAUUGAUACCAAUCUUGGCUGGAAGGUGUGGAGUAAAUGGUCCUCAUGUAGCCACAAGGGUCGUCGCCACAGGAGCAGAAAGUGUGAAAGUCCCAUGCCUCUUUACAAGCAAUGUAUGGGAUGCGUGAAGGAGAUCGACUGGUGUUAUGAAAAUGAGGAUACACCAGCCUCACCUUUCCAAGUUCCAGCCGUUCAGAGACUUCAAGCGACUCCUAACUGUUCCAACCAGGGUGAAUCCAUGGAACCACUCUACUUCUGCAUCGUGGCCAUCGUCGCCGCCGUCGCUGGUUCAAUCAUGUCUCUCUCAGUCUACAUCUCAUGGCAAAAGAACAACAAGAGGCGGGACGCGACCAAGCUCGACUACGACGAGGAGGAGGAUGACUUCGGAGACAUGGCGCAGUACUCCGACUCUGAAUACUCGUUCGAUGGCAGCGAAUCGUCGCCGGCGCAUAUCACCUCGAAUCCAACAGAACUGGAAAACGAGAGAUGAACCUGAAGAAUAUCUACAGACUCUUUUUGUAUUUUGAGAUCGAGUGUUAUCACGAGAUAUGCCAUAGUGGACUUUUUUCUUGUGCUGCAUCUCGAGAAGCAGUUAUCCUCUUUUGGAAGCAACUUCGAACCUCAAGAAACGAUGCGUGAUGGUAUUCUUGCACCUUAUUUAUAUAUACAUAUAUAUAUAUUCUAUUUUUCCCUUGUGAAGUUCAGCUGUAUUCAUUUGGUGUAUUGUCCUAUUUAUGAGUGUCAGUCACUGACAAGUUAAAGUAAGCUUAAACUGUGAAAUGGACGCAAACAUACUUGUAUUGCUUAUUUCUGUUGAUUGCUGAGGAGGAUUGUGGAGACUAUAUUCCAGUGGAAGAGAUGAAAGGACAUGUGGAAAUCAUCUAUGCAAAUUAAUGAGGACGGACAUCAAUGGAAUGACAAGAACUUGGAUAUCGAUCGAGAGAAACCGAUUCUGCAGGAGAAACAAGUUUGCAUCCUUUACUUUGAAUAUUGUUAAAACUAUUUAUAGUGUCACAUUUCAUAAAAGUAUGAACAAAAUUCAUUUAAAAAGCUCACACAGUCAAAAGUCAGCUGGUGGCACUAUGUAUGAAACAAGCAAUAAGCACUGUGGUUAUAUGUAGCUUUAAUUCUUGAUUAUUUUUUCUUCUGUUAUAUAUGAAAAAAUUGUAACAAUACACUGACAAAUAUGAAAAGAACAUUGUCGAUCAGAACAAAGAAAAGCUUCUUUAUGUUGUAUUCAUUAUGAUAUGCUUCUCAUUACAUUUUUGAUUUGUGAAAUUGUUAUAAUCUCCAUUGAUUAGCUUAAACAUAUGGCGUUAUAUGUUGUAUAUACAUUUUAUUUAUAUUAGCAAUAUCAUUAAUAUGCUGAUAUUGCAUGUAAUGUACAUUUAUGUUACCCAAAAUUGUGAGCACAGUUUUUGUUAGUAUCAUGAGUUGUUCAAUACAUGUUAUUGCAAGAGAUUACUUGUUGUUUAUUGUCUGAUUUUGCUUUUGUUGUUGACAUUUUCCCCUAAUUUCUGUGUUAAUUUGUUAGACUAGCAUUAUAUUGUGGGUUUGCCAGGCAACAUACCUUUGAACCUUCAUAAGAACAUUUGUGAAUUAAAAAACUUUGUACCAACUAUUUUCAAUAAUGCGAAUUGCAUUCUACAAAUAAAUUUGUCCACUAAAAUUGGUCUGCUUUGCGUAAUCUUGAAAAUACAUCUCGUUGUACACCAAUUAUCCCAAUUUUCAUUCCAAAAUCCAAUACUGCUUUUUGAUCUCUCAAAUUCAGUUCUUUAAAAAAUUCUUUUUAUUCAUGGCACUCUAUCAAGAUAUUUUACUUCAGUUGUAAUUUCAAAAUUCUUGUGCUAAAUGUACUGUAAUUUGAAUCUUUCACAGCAAUAAAGUUAUGCAGCUCAGCUCUUCACUUACAUUUAUUUCCCUUCCAUUAUAGACUUUGUAAAUUCUGCUUGAAUUACAACUUUUGAUGUUUUCAAUUUAAAUGUCAAAAGGCAAUGAUGCACAUGACAAAUCCACCCAUUUUUAAGGUUGAAAACAUGGUUACAUGUUAUUAUAGUUUCCGUAACAUAUAUUAAUUUUGAGGGAAAAAUGAAAUAAUAAAUCGUGAUUGUAUUAAAAUUGUGUACAAACCCAGACAGCUAUAUAUGGUAUUUAUAUUAUUGUAAUAUAUAUUGUAAUGAAUUGUAUAGGUUGCCUUGUAUUAAAUGCACAUAUCUUUGUACUAGGGUGAUUAUUAACGAGACUUUUAAACAUCACACAUUGUUUUGUCUCUAAAGAUGGAAUAUUUUUGUCAUUUUGUAUGUGUAUAUAAUUACAUGACACAGAUAUUGUGUUGAUAAAAGUCAGCUUUUAUGAAAUGUAUUGUAACCAUUUAAAAAGGUUGAUACUUGAGCUUAUAUUUCAGUUUGUGUAAUGAAAGGUACUUUAUCAGAACAAUCAUGUCAAACAUUUUUACAUCGAUAUAGACUGGGAAAUUAUGUGAAAUUCAUUUUAAAACUGCCUUUUUGAAAAAGCUUUCUCACUGCUGCUUUAACAAGUUCAUGCAUAAUGGUUUUGAAUUUUUUUUGUUCACUUGUAAGCAAAGCAACAGCAGUUUUAGAUGUUUUUAAAGGAAUAAUUUUGUCAGUUUUAAAAUAAAUUCCUUCAUAUUCUAUACUUUGAAUAAUUUUUUUUUUUGAGGGGGGGGGGGGGGGAGUAUUUUGCAACGCCUUUUCUUCAGGAGAUAAUUUUAUUUGUCUUUUUAAGGUCUUGUUUGAAAAGAGUCUCCUUUAACUUGUGAGAAAAGAAUUGUUUUUAUUUCAUUAAUCAACAUGAUGCUACUAGAAGUUGGAAGUUGCUUUUUACGUUGUUCAUAAUUUACAUUUCCCUUGUAUUCAAAUUAAAUUACUUAUGCAAAUGCGAAAAUGUCUUGUUCUUGUGUACCAGUAUUUUACCUCUUUUUAGUCAAUAAAAGUGAUAUGCUCUUCUA
Molecule: messenger RNA, 5476 nt
Organism: Strongylocentrotus purpuratus (purple sea urchin)
Lineage: Eukaryota; Metazoa; Echinodermata; Echinoidea; Camarodonta; Strongylocentrotidae
Product: semaphorin-5A
Exons: 24
Coding region: 464-2998 (844 amino acids)
Biological process (GO): semaphorin-plexin signaling pathway; axon guidance; negative chemotaxis
Molecular function (GO): chemorepellent activity; semaphorin receptor binding
Source: RefSeq, a predicted model, not a curated record